UUCCGCUUACGGCGAAGAGUUGGGUCCACCGCCCGUCAGAGUGCAACCAAUGAUCAGCUUUGAGUCCACUCUCGAACCCGACAUAACCAACAAUCAAAGACUGCAUAACUUGAGAAUUGCUUUACUCGAGAAGAUGAUCGACUCUUUACCCGAAAUACGUAACGUCGGAGGUCUGCGAUCCAUACCAUUCAUGCAGGUGAUUCUUAUGCUAACAUCAGAUCUCGACGGCGAAGGAGAUGCCGACAAAACUGUGUUGAACUCACUGUUGGGCACACUUUUGUCGCAAUUGUCUCAAAACUCUGACGACAUAUCGCUUAUGAUUCAACGAAACGCCACAAAUGAAGUCAAACUAAUUAUAAUGCGUUUACUAAGCAUUUUGAUGUCUCGCGUCCGCACCGGUAGCUCAUCUAAAGUGCCCUCUUCUGCGUCCGAUUUAUUGGAGACGUCUUCGGCCUUCUGUUCCACAGUUACGGCCACUACUCUAAUGCAGUCAAAUAUUCUGGACUUUUGCCUUCAGAUUCUCGUCCAUUUGCUGUCCUAUUGGAAGACCUAUACGAGCGAAGACAGUACGGGAACGUCGGCUCCGUUGGGCACUACGAGCUCCACACCACUCAAGUCACACCUUCUGACACCACCGCCAGAGAUGUCGCCAUUCUUUCUGCGCCAAUACGUGAGAGGACACGCCGACGACGUCUUCGAGUCGUAUCCACAACUGGUGACCGAAAUGAUACUCCGAAUGCCGUAUCAGAUCAAGAAGAUCGCCAACGCUCUGCCCACGAGUCCGGCCACAGCGCAGUUCAGCCCGUGUUGGACGGACUACCUGUGCCAGUAUAUGAUGAUCAAUCUGACGCCAUAUAUCCGCAAACAGGUCCGCAAACUCUUGUCGUACAUCUGCGGCUCGAAAGAGCGCUACCGACAGAUCCGUGACUUACACUCAUUGGAGUCGCAUAUGAGUGAAAUACGCAAACUGUGCCGAAACGGCGGUUUUGUAGAGCACUCGCACCAAAACGGUAUCAUAAACCUGUCCUAUGACGCCCUCAUAUCGCUUAUCGAGCACUUGAAGGCCUGUUCAGAGAUCGCCACAAAUCGUACCAUCAAUUGGCAGAAACUGUGCCAAAAGGACUCCACUUUAUUGCCGUUUCUCAUUCAAGUGAGCUUUCUUUUGGACGAAGGCGUCUCCUCUAUUGUCCUACACUUACUUCAGUGCGCUCUCUGUGCCAAGUCUUCGGCCGCAACCUCUUCCUCCGCUUCCAUCGCUCCCAGUAGUGGUCGUUUCGAUGAGGACAUGGAAGAGCCCAUAAACACUCAUUUAGUGCAACAAAUGUUGAAAUACGUGGACAACAAUCUGUUGUCACAAUUUAUACAAUGCUUUCUAUUGGAGUCUAACUCGAGUUCGCAUCGAUGGGCCGCACACUCUCUCAUCUACAAUAUGUACAAGAGUUUUACGGCUCAACAACAGGAGACACUAUUGGACAUACUGUGGGCGCUGUGGCCUAAACUGCCCUCAUAUGGCAAAAAGGCCGCACAGUUUGUCGACCUUUUGGGUUAUUUUACGCUAAAAAUCAAUUAUAACGACGAAAAGGAGCGCGAAUUCUCCGAGAAAGCGCUUACAGUUUUGCGGCAACAGAACCAACACCUGUUCCGUCACCCGAAUAGCAAUUUAUACAAUACGUUACAAUCGUUGGUCGAGUUUGACGGCUACUAUCUGGAGAGCGAGCCGUGUCUGGUCUGCAAUAAUCCCGAAGUGAAUUACCUGAAUAUGAAAUUGUCGUCCAUUAAAGUGGACUCGAGAUUCACGACAACCACACAUAUCGUCAAACUUAUCGGUUCGCACACCAUAUCGAAGAUUACGCUCAGAAUUUCGGACAUCAAACGAUCAAAAAUGGUGAAAAAUCUAAACAUAUUUUACAACAAUCGAGCCGUGCAUUCGGUGGUGGAGUUGAAGAACAAGACCGCUCUCUGGCAUCGCGCCCGACGCUAUCAACUGUCCGCCGGACAAACAGAGCUGAAGAUCGAGUUCCCGCUGCCGAUCGUGGCCUGCAAUCUGAUGAUAGAAUACGCGGAGUUCUACGAGAAUAUACAGGCGUCGAGCGAGACGUUGCAGUGUCCGCGAUGUUCGGCCACAGUUCCGGCCAAUCCGGGCGUUUGCACCAAUUGCGGCGAAAACGUGUUUCAAUGCCAUAAGUGUCGAGCAAUCAAUUAUGACGAAAAGGAUCCAUUCCUCUGCAAUUCGUGCGGUUUUUGCAAAUACGCAAAGUUUGAUUACACGCUGACAGCCAAACCCACGUGUGCUGUCGACCCCAUCGAGAACGAAGAGGACCGCAAAAAGACUGUUCAAAGCAUUAACUCUCUGCUAGAAAAGGCCGAUCGGGUCUACAAGAGCUUAAUCGCCAACAAACCAUCGUUAGAGCUCUUGCUGUUGAGAAUACAAGAACACGGAAUGAUGGAUAAGUACGACACCGAAUCAGUGCUCAUGUUAGCGCCAAACGCUGGCGCUGGACCUGCCGGUGCGGCCAACAAUCACGUGAACCGAGCCAUACAACAGGUGGCCCUCAAGUACUGUCAAGACUGCAAGUCUUCGUUCGACGAGUUGUCGAAAAUCAUUCAAAAAGUGUUGGCUUCGCGUAAAGAGUUAGUCGAUUACGACAACAAACAGAAAGAGAAGACUUCAAUGCCAUCCAACUUCACGCCACGACUCGGCGCCCGACGCGACUCCAAAGUGACCGCUUCGUUGGCCUCGUCGUCGGGCCGUUGUUUCGGGUGCGCUUCGGCCACUGUUGAGCACUGCAUCACACUUUUGAAAGCGCUGGCAAUCGCACCGAAAUACCGGUCGCUGUUGUGUUCAUACGGAUUGCUCCGCGAAUUAGUCGAUUACAAUCUCCGGAUCGGCUCAAACAACGUUCGCCACGAAGUGCGGCAAUUGUUGUGCUCAUUGAGUCGCGACAACUAUAGGGCGACCGCCGAUCUUAACAAUCUACUCAUGGAUAAGAUAUCGGUAGCGCUGAAGUCAAGAUCGGGCGCCGCCAUCGACUUGUCCUCAUCGGUGCGCCACGAGAUCGCACUCCUGGCCUGUUCUAUGGAGAAGGAGGACUCGUGUUGGGAACUACGGCUCCGCUGUGUAAUGCAAUUAUUCCUAAUGGGUCUGCAAAUUGAUUCGCCGGCAGUACUCGACUCCAUAACACUUCCAUGUCUUCGAUUGCUUCAAUCGCUUAUAAAGCCCGAGACGUCGAUCAGUAAGAAAAACAAAGACAAAUCCAUCGAACAGUUGGCGACCGUUAAGACCAAUGGUUUCCAAAUUAAUGUGGAUUUGAAUAAGUGGUUGGCCGGCGAUCAGAGACACUCAUUCAGGAGUUGGAAACAGAGGUCCGCCAAGAGGUCACCGACGCCUCAACUCUCGACAGACAUUCCCAAUGAGACGAAAAGCAGAGCUGAGAUAAGGCAACAGUAUUUGUGCGAAAAGUAUGGCUUGCGUUGGAAAGAACGGGCGCUUAAAAGUGAUAAACUGGUGGCCGGUCUGGUGAGGGCGAGUUGGUUGCGGUCCAUACUGUUUAACGGCGCGUCCCGUUCCGUGCGAUUGAUGGCCUGUUCGCUGAUCGAAGCCCUCUUCCAGAUUCCCUCACGAAAGCGAGAGAUAAUCGAUUUGUUGACCUCUUAUUUGGACGACUUGGGACAGGCGGGAGAGUUUGCCAACGAGUUCUUCAACUUCUACCACACUAUCAUCCAAAGAGAGCACUGGAAGUACUAUUUGGCACUUCACGGACUCCUCCAACAUCUGGGACUUCUCAUCACUAAAGAGAUCGAUAAUCUGAACCAAUUGGAAGAGAUAACACUCAACUCAGACCUAUCGCAGGGAUGCGCUCUGAAAAUGUUGGUCGAGUUGUUACAGUCGUUGAUUGACGUGUCGACCAUUCGGCGCCAAUACAAGUCCCGAAUGGUUGCCUUCGUUCUCAACGGUUACCUAUCGUUGAGAAAACUGGUCGUUCAGCGAACCAAAGUGAUCGACGAGACCCAGGAGUCGCUGUUGGAACUGUUGGAAGAGAUGACCUCCGGUACGGAACUGGAAACGGCGGCCUUUAUGUCUGUGUGCGUCGAUGCGGUCAACAAAUGCCAAAUACACGACAUGAUUACACCCGUCUUCAUAUUCGAGAGGCUUUGCUCUAUCAUAUAUCCCGAAGAGAACGACUCCAUCGAGUUCUUCAUCACUCUGGAGAAGGAUCCACAACAGGACGACUUCCUACAGAUA
Molecule: messenger RNA, 4243 nt
Organism: Medioppia subpectinata
Lineage: Eukaryota; Metazoa; Arthropoda; Arachnida; Sarcoptiformes; Oppiidae
Source: the annotation of a GenBank genome assembly